AUGUCGGAGCAGCCCGCGCCACCCGACGGUCACGAAGGAUACCUCCUCGAGCUCCACGCGCCGACGUGGCAGACACGCUACGCGGUGCUCGGAAGCGGCGUGUUGUACGUGUAUAGCCAUCGGGGCGAGGCGUAUCCACGGGACCUUGUCUUGCUCGCAGGCUGCGUCGUCGAGGCGUGGCCACAACAUCGGCCACAUAGUUUUUCCAUUACGCACCCGUCAACAACAUAUGCGAUCUGUCUGGCAGCUUCGGACACGACAUCGGUGGCUGCUUGGGUGACAAAGCUACGGGCUCAUGCGGCCCUCGCGCCGCGGCGAGCGUCCACGGGGACCAAGGAGCUCCAGGCGCGCCCCGCUGAUGUUCCAAAGCUCUGGACCGAGUCUAGUAUUUUCGUGGCGCAGAAGUACGAGUACCAGAUCAAAGCCAUGAUGACGGAUCUGGCGCAGCACCUCUUUGAUGCGAGCCGAUGGACGCUGGCGCCAUCCGAUGCAACUCUGCGCGUCUGGACGUCGAGCAAUGCGGUCAUGAGCAAAGCAACGAUCCACGAGACACCACCCGUCAUUCUACAAGCGCUGCUCACUCCCUCGAGCAUGCUUCAGGUGGACACGCAGAUCAGUGCGCUUCAUCUCCUCUCGGCCGUGGACCCGCACACGUCGGUGCAAUAUGCGUUGCACAAGCCAUUGUUUCCAGCGUCUCGCAAAGCGUGUGUUAAACUAUUGCACUGGCGUCUCCUACCCGACAACUCGCUUGUGGUUGUGAGCCGGUCGCUUCAAAACUACGCGCUCCCAGCUUCGCUCGAGGACGUGCCACGUAUGGCGCUGCACCUCGAAGGUUUCCAUAUCGUACCAGCGCCCGACAACCUGAGUGCCGAGGUCACGUACGUACUCCAGCCAGAGGCCCCGAGCGUACCGCUAGAGGUCUUUGGCGCCAAGGUAUGCCAACUGCGGUCGGUGGUGCAGUCACCCUACGGCCCAGUCGCCGUCGCACCACUACCUCACCCGGCGGCGCAUGCCGCUGAGGUUGAGGCGGCGCUUACGGCGCUUCUAACUGCUUUGGACGCCGAGGCGAAACAAUGGACCGUGCACGGCGAGCGCGACGGCGUCGCAGUGUCGUACAAGCCCGACGGCGAUCUCGUUGCGGUGCGCGCCCGUGGGUUGCUCCCUUUCCCAGCCAAAGACAUUCUGUCCUUUGUGCUGGCAGUCUACGAAAAACCGGCGCACGACCCGCUCUGCGUCGUCGCGGAGCGCGUGGCAACGCUGGAUGCACACACGACCAUCGACUACGUCGCGUACAAGCCGGUGCUCCUUGUGUCAGGGCGCGACUUUGUAACGCGCGUCCACUCGCGGGAGCUCAAUGACGGGUCCAGUGUCGUCGUUGCCACGUCGACGACCCACCCGCUAUGUCCGCUCCGCGAGCCCGACACCAUUCGCGGCCACGUACACUUGGCGGGCUGGCGCAUCACGCCACGCAGUGCGUCGCUCUCCGAGGUGUGGUUUUUUGUCAAGACAGACCUUCGCGGCUCCAUUCCCGCGCGCAUCUCGCAGCGUGUGCUGAUUGACCAAGGCUUUGGUAUGUUGGAUGUAGCCAAAGCACUGGCGGCCAAGUCCAAGGUGGCGUCGGCGCCAGCAUCGCUUCCGACGCCGCCAUCGCCUUUGUCUCUAGACACUCCACCGGCGCGACCACCACCGACACCGCAAGACAUGACGCUAUUGGGCCUGGCCCAGUUUAUGGCUCUCUUUCUAAGUCUCUUGUACGCCGCGCCGGCCCUUUUCACAACGUACUUGGUCGAGAUCCUCCACGAAACUCUCGUUUGGGGUCUCAUUGCCUGGAUGUGUGUCCAGCUCUACCUGGGCCCAGCCACGAACCACGCCCACCACGCUGGCUACGGCCACAUCUAUGCCGGCGUCGACAUUGACGUCACCGCGGCGCUGACGUUCUUGCAAGAGCCGUCGCAACAAGGCAUCUGCAUUCGCGAUGUGGUGGUAGCCGCUGUCGCCCGUGUCCUCGGUUCUAUGCCGCAUCUCAAUAGUCAUAUAGUGCUCGGGAAGCUGUACCCAUCGUCAACAGUUGACGUCACGCUGGUGGCUCGCGGCCAACAUGACGAGAUGUUGGAGCCUCUGCCCCUCCAAGAUCUCGCCACCGGAACCGUUCGAGGUGUCGCGGAGAGCGUGCGCGCUGGUAUUGUCAAGCAGCAACGUGACGGAACGGUCGCUUGUCGCCAGGCGUGGGCGCGGUGGCUACCGUCCUCCAUUCUACAGCUUGCACUGCGCCUCGUGGCAUGGCUUAGCCAAGGACUUGGCCUCGACUGCUCACGCGUGGGCGUUCCGCGCCGGGUGUUUGGCCAAGCCCUCGUCGUUGAGCUUGAUGAUGCGUACGUUCCGAUUGCACCUUGGAUGCACGUACCGCUACUGGUCGUCCUUGGACCACCGGCGAAGAAGCCCGUCGUUGUCGACGACCAAGUGGUGGUUCGGACGAUGGUUUGCCUUCACGUGACAUUGGAUGAACGCUAUAUCGAGGCGGCCGACGCCAACCGCGUCACUGCUCUUCUUCGCACGUAUGUGACUGAUCCCGCCGCGCAUUUGACCUCGAAAGCGUCGACAGCACAAAACGCCAAGGCAGUUGAGACGACCGAUGUGCCCGCGAGUGACGCCCGUCUUUGAUUCUUGGUAAUACACAUGCAUGACAGUAUUGUCACCAAUGGCACGA
Molecule: messenger RNA, 2707 nt
Organism: Saprolegnia diclina VS20
Lineage: Eukaryota; Oomycota; Saprolegniomycetes; Saprolegniales; Saprolegniaceae
Exons: 1
Coding region: 1-2661 (886 amino acids)
Molecular function (GO): lipid binding; acyltransferase activity
Source: RefSeq, a predicted model, not a curated record